This is a messenger RNA of Paramecium tetraurelia, 1518 nucleotides long. RefSeq lists its product as uncharacterized. Lineage: Eukaryota; Ciliophora; Oligohymenophorea; Peniculida; Parameciidae. The record is from RefSeq and is a predicted model, not a curated record. The transcript has 3 exons.
AUGUCUAAGAAUCUAUAACUGAAUGAACUGGCUAGUCGAAUCUACAUGCAAGAUAUUCUCCGAGAAUUUGGCUAUUUCAAAGCACUGGAGCAGCAAGCAGAGUAUUUUGAAUACAUUGAAGAAACCAUUAAUAGCUUGGAAUAUAAAUAAGUGAAGAAGGGGAACAUUGUAUUUCAUUGUGGAGAAAGAGGAGAUUAUUUCUAUAUGAUUUUGAAAGGAACAGUUUUAGUAUAUGUUCCAAAAAAAGAAGAUGAAGUUUAGAAAUAAAAGCAAAUAAUGACACAAAUGAAUCAAAUAAAGGAGGAUAUGACAAAUAACUCCAAGAAGAAAGACGAUGUUAAGUAAAUGUAAAAACAAUUGUAAGAUCUAUAGAAUGAAUUAAAGGAAUUCUAAAACAUGGAAGAUAUUCUCCUAUUUCCUUUUAAAAGUCGUUAUUAUCAGAAAUUACCCAAUGGUUAAAUGAUUUGUCUGUAUAAAAAGGUCAAUACAAUGAGAGAUGGCGAUUGUUUUGGAGAGGUAUCUUUGUUCAGAAACGAACCUAGAGCAGCCACUCUAAUUGCCCUAGAUACUUUGCAUUUGGGAGCUUUGAAUAAAUCCAAUUACUUACGGAUUUUCGAAUCGAAAUUAGAGAAAUUGAAUUUCACUUUGGGAAUGCUUAGUAAGAUGUUUCCAUAAUCAUCCAAAGAGGUUGUGAUUUAAUUAAGUUUUGAUUUUCAAAGAAAAUUAUUCUCUAUAAACCAAACGAUCUUUAAAUAAGGAGAUGUUGUUGAUGGCCUAUAUUUGAUUUUUCAAGGCAUAGUUGAAAUUAGUUCUGAUAAUGUGAGAGUCAAUUAAUUUAGUGAAUGCCAAUUUGUUGGAUUGUUUGAUCUAAAGAAUCCUGGAUUGAGACUAUACACUGCCACAUCUGUGUCCUAUGAAACUAUCAUUUACUUUCUCCCAAAAAAAUAAUGUUCUGGACUGGAUAGAUUUAUGAGAGAAAGGAUCAAUGAUUAUAGGAUCAGUAGUGAUGGGUUUAGAUAGGAUUGGGUUAAGAAAUGUCAUAGGAUGAUUGCAAAAUAACAAUAAGAAAGCAAUAAGUAGAUUUUAAGAGAUAUCAACACCAAGGAGAUAUUGUAAAAGUGUAUCACCUAGAGAGAGUUAAAAACCACUUCUAAUACAAUUAGUAAGGAUAGAAUCAAUUAAAUUGUUGAAUACAAUAAUCAUCAAUGUUCUUUGAAGGAGAAAUUAAAGAAUGUGAAAUUAUGUUUGCAAAUGAGAGACUUCGAUAAGGAAAAGGAAAUUGUAGAGAAAAUGAUGAAAUAACAAUAUACUUAAUUGCCAAGACUAAGAGAACGACCUCGAAAUCUCCUUGAAACCUACACAAAUUUGAUGUCUAAGGUCUCAAGAUUUACUUAAAGUCCAGCCUUCCAUUCUCCUAACAGCAGUGAUCAUAGCAUUAAGAAUAUACAUGUAGAGAAGAAAUUAUCUUAAAGAAUGAAAAAAAGUGAACAAAUAAUUAAUUAAAUUAUGGGAAUAUGA